AUGAUCAUAAAUACGAUACGAAAAAACAAACCAUGUACUUUACAAAAAGAAGAAAUUCCCAUAACAAUUCAUUUGAUUUAUAAUCCAGUAGAGAUUAAUCUUAUGGAUACUUCAAUCAACAACUAAAAUAUGUACAUUAUAUAUUAUGCCAAGUGUGCAGUUGAUUAUUAUGAUGUUGCGAUGCCCAAAUACUCUUAGAAAGGUUAUUCAACUCCUGUAAGAAAACUCAAACAAUCUCCUAAAAGGAUUAAUUCAUAUCAUUUCCAUUCACAUCCAAAACCAACUUGUCAAACUCUUAAAUUUGAAGGCUAUAUUUCCAGAGAAUCCCCCUUCAGAAACUGGAUAGGAAACAUGAAGGCGUAGUCAGCAUCCAGAGUAUCUCAAAUUUAACGAAUUCAUGUAAAUUUCAUAUACAUAAUACAGAAUUAAGUAAAAAUUAUAGAAAAAAACCAAAAAAGCGAAUCAUAUCAACUUUAAGAAUAUUUGAAUGCAGUUAAUGAUAGGAUUUAAUGGAACUCACUUCCUAAGGUCUUCAAUUAUCAAAGAUGUUAAACCCCAGACAUUUUAAAAGGAGCUAGAGAACGAGCAAAAAGAUUUUGA
Molecule: messenger RNA, 600 nt
Organism: Paramecium tetraurelia
Lineage: Eukaryota; Ciliophora; Oligohymenophorea; Peniculida; Parameciidae
Exons: 1
Source: RefSeq, a predicted model, not a curated record